AUGGUUGCUCCGGGACCAACCUCGGAUGUAAAUCGCGAGUACUUUGCGCAGAACAACGAGCGCGCUAUCGAAGAGGGCCGUGGUGGUGUUGAGGAGUACGAGAAGACGGAUGAGAAGGCAAGGGAGUUACUGCGCCGACUAGCCACGAGCAAGCCGUAUUUUAGGAAGGGGCCGACAAUUGACAACACCGGUGCUGUUAUAUCUCGUGGACAUUCGGCAGUGGGCUCUGGCCUUGGAGGGCCUGGACCAAUUCGAACUCGGGAUAGCCACUGGCUACCACCUGAUGACGAGAGCAUCAUGUCGCUGUUCUUGACUGGCGUCGAAGAUGACCUUCCCGAAUAUAAGAUCCGAGACUUUUUCCAACCGCAUGGUAAAAUCAAAAGUCUAAUAUGUUCCCACAUGUCUCAUUGCGCGUUUAUCAACUUUGAAACUCGCGAGGCCGCGGAGAAGGCCGCUCUUUCUUGCCAGGGACGUGCAGUAAUUGCGGGUUGUCCUCUACGCGUCCGUUGGAAGGCGCCUUCAGCUGUCGGCAAUAUGAAUCGAGAACAAAGGUCUCAGAUGUUAAUGGAUGCCCGUCGCACCAUUGUCAGCGGGAAGCCAAGGGCUGGCGGCCAGAACUCUGAGACACGAGAAGAAUCUGCCGCAGAGUCCCAUGGGACUCCAUCUGAUCAGCUGGCUACUGUUGCUCCACCAGGAACUACCGAGGUGCCCGGGUAUGCGAGUCUGGAUGGCUUCUAA
Molecule: messenger RNA, 738 nt
Organism: Parascedosporium putredinis
Lineage: Eukaryota; Fungi; Ascomycota; Sordariomycetes; Microascales; Microascaceae
Source: the annotation of a GenBank genome assembly